Molecule: messenger RNA, 1088 nt
Organism: Mytilus californianus (California mussel)
Lineage: Eukaryota; Metazoa; Mollusca; Bivalvia; Mytilida; Mytilidae
Exons: 2
Coding region: 134-1045 (303 amino acids)
Biological process (GO): mitochondrial ADP transmembrane transport; mitochondrial ATP transmembrane transport
Cellular component (GO): mitochondrial inner membrane
Molecular function (GO): ATP:ADP antiporter activity
Source: RefSeq, a predicted model, not a curated record
CGCAACUACAAAAUCCGGGACAUUUAUGACGUUCACACAAUACGACCUCCUUUUCACGACCAGCCGUGGUGUGUAAUACCGGCAAUUUCAGCUUAUAGAGAAAUCCACCUUCUCUUCAUAAAAGACCACCAUAAUGUCGAAACAACUAAGUUUUGCUGAGAACUUUGCCCUUAGUGGUGCUGCAGCCGUUAUAUCUAAAACAGCUGCUGCCCCAAUAGAACGUAUCAAGCUUCUAGUACAGAAUCAAGAUGAAAUGCUUAGAACUGGUAGACUUGAACAGCCUUACAAAGGUGUUAUUGAUUGUACUAUGCGUACAUACAGAACAGAAGGUGUAUUGCCAUUUUGGAGAGGAAACAUGGCUAAUUGCAUCAGAUACUUUCCCACUCAGGCUUUAAACUUUGCAUUCAAGGACAAGAUUAAGGCACUAUUCAAGUCGAGUAAGAAUGAUUCCAAUGCUAUCAAAUUUUCAAAAAAUAUUGCAUCUGGUGGAGCUGCUGGUGCCAUGUCACUCGUCUUUGUCUAUUCACUCGAUUAUUGUAGAACCAGGUUAGCCAAUGAUGCCAAGUCUGGUAAGACCGGAGGAGAACGCCAGUUCAAUGGUAUGGUUGAUGUGUACCGCAAAACCAUUGCAACAGACGGUAUUCAAGGAUUGUACAGAGGAUUCGUCAUAUCUUGUGUAGGAAUUGUUGUCUACAGAGGAUUCUACUUCGGUCUGUUCGACACUCUUAAACCAAUCCUCUUGGGUGACAAGGCCAACUUGCUCCUGUCAUUUGCAUUAGGCUACGUUGUCACAAUUAGUGCUGGACUUUUGUCAUACCCCAUUGAUACGAUCAGAAGAAGAAUGAUGAUGACAUCAGGUGAGGCUGUCAAAUACAAGGGAUCAAUUGACUGCACUAUGACCAUUGUAAAGAAUGAGGGAUUCAUGUCCUUGAUGAAGGGAGCAGGAGCCAACGUACUCAGAGGAAUGGCAGGUGCUGGUGUAUUGGCUGGAUUUGACAAGUUCCAAGAGUUGUACAUCACAUGGCGUAUUGCACAAAAUAAAUAAACACGGUGGACCUUAGAUUUUUAAUAAAUGAAUUUGUGUGAUA